Molecule: messenger RNA, 1374 nt
Organism: Caenorhabditis remanei
Lineage: Eukaryota; Metazoa; Nematoda; Chromadorea; Rhabditida; Rhabditidae
Exons: 4
Coding region: 1-1374 (457 amino acids)
Molecular function (GO): oxidoreductase activity; FMN binding
Source: RefSeq, a predicted model, not a curated record
AUGACUGCCAAACGUUUCUGCGAUAAUUUAUCGGUUUCUUCUGAUAUUCUCGGAGAGCAAUUGAAAUUCCGUAGUGGAAAGACUGCUCAGAACCGCUUUUUGAAAGCGGCGCUAACCGAGCGGGUCUCUACUUAUGACCCGGAAAAUCCAAAGAAGCACGGACUUCCAACGAACUUUAUUCUGAAUUUGUAUGACAAAUGGGGUCAUGGAAAGUUCGGAACCAUUCUCACUGGAAAUGUUCUUGUUGAUCCAACUAACUUGGAGUCAGCAGGAAAUGCUAUAAUUUUCAAGGAAGGAGAUGGUGAAGAAAGACGAGCUCUGUUUUCUCAAUGGGCCAAGAAUAUGAAACAAGAUGGAGCUCUUGCAAUCGUUCAACUUUCCCAUGGAGGUCGUCAAACUCCUAUUACUGUUGAACCAAAUCCAUGGUCUGCUUCUGAUGUCAAGUUAACUGGAGAACGUCGUUUCACCCCAUUCGGUCAACCAGUUCCAUUGAGUGUCAAACAAAUCAAAACUCAGGUUAUCGAUAGAUUUGUGUAUGCUGCCAAAUUUGCUUAUGAGACUGGAUUUGAUGGUGUUGAGUUACACGGAGCCCACGGAUACCUUCUUGCUCAAUUUACUUCUCCUACUACUAACAAGAGAACUGAUCAAUAUGGAGGAUCUAUUGAGAAUCGACAAAGAAUCAUUCUUGAGAUUUAUGAUGCUAUUCGUGCUGAAAUUCCAGCUUCCACCGGUUUUCUUGUGGGAAUCAAGACGAACUCAGUGGAAUUCCAAGAGCAGGGAACUACGGUAGAUGAUGCCAAGGAGAUGUGUCAAGUUUAUGAAGAUAAAGGUUUUGAUUUCGUUGAGUUAUCUGGUGGAACUUAUGAGAAGUUGGCAUUCCAUCACAUGAGAGAUUCUACUCGUAAUCGGGAAGCUUUCUUCUUGGAAUUCGCAGAGAAAAUCCGUCCAGUUUUCAAGAAUACUGUUGUCUACCUGACCGGUGGAUUCAGAACUGUGAAAGCUAUGGUUGAAGCUAUUCAGAACGGCGCCACUCAAGGAAUUGGAUUGGGUCGUCCGAUCACUGCUGAGCCAGAUCUUCCGAAAAAGAUUUUAGAAGGAUCAGUUGCAUCAUCUAUCAAGAACGCUCUUGAUGAAAAUGAUUUUGGAAUCACUAACUUGGCAAGUAACACUCAAAUGCAACAAAUGGGAAGAACUAGUUAUCAGCAGACGGAGCAGAAACCAACUCAUGGAAUCAGCGACUUUUCUGAUGAAGAAACAGUCAAUCGGUACAAAGAAGCUCUCAAGGAGUACACUGUCUUCAUGAAAACUUUGGCUUCUCAAAACAAACCAAUUCAUGGUGUUCUUGUUUUCGAGGGAAUUCAACAACAAGCCUAA